GAACUGCUUCCUGCUGUCUUCAUUGCCCUGGUCUCUCGAAAUAACCAGGAGAGUCAUCUGCGUCUAAGAGAGCUUGUUGACUUUGUGCCUUGGAUCCCAAAAAAUGAGCCUUACGUUAACAAGGUCAGACAGCUCUGCGUCCUCCCAGACAUCUUCGUUUUCAUUUUUACCAGAUUUCCUAGAGAAAAGCGAACCCGGCUCUUUCAAUUCCUCGAGUCGCAUCUUGGUCUUCCCAUCGAGCAGAUAGUUCGACUUAACGAUAUCUCUCGUACAUUGCAUCAAUUGGUGUUACGCCUCAGAGAUGUUCCUUCCUUUCCGGACAAAACAGAGCUAGCAAGCACUAAAAAAAGUGAUCUUAACCGAAAAACUGAGAUUAAUUAUCAAUAUAACCAGGCGGCUCGUGUAUUAGCUGCCACAGAAUUGCUGCCAUCAGUUGACCCUUUUAUUUCCUCAACUGGAGCCCUUGACGGCCUUCGUUGGCUGCUCGAUAAGACAUCUUCGCCUCCUCUACCACCUGCCCCUUCAUCCUCGACAGCCGCUUUUUCGGGCUCUUCAGGCGGCCCUCGAUCUUGCUCCUCCCAAGCAUACAUUGGGGUCACCGAUGAAGCUAUCGGGUCACGGAUGCAACGCGAGCAAGCCAGAGCGUUUGCAGCAGGCAAAUCCGGUUGUAACUUGGUGGCCAAUCCACCAGUAGGUCGGCUUUCUCAGGUUACUUCACCUGGUGAAAGAGACAAUCAAAAAUUGGCCGACUUUCUGAGCCAACACGUUUGCGGCAUUUUGGCCUUCUUCGACAGCCGCCUUUUGGAGAGUGAAGCUACUAGUAGUCUGACUACUGACCUGACAAAUUUAGUUACCUCAACUGACCGUGUCAAUAGUGGACACGUACCCAAUCCGCCCUGUCCUCUUGUCGUUGGCCCUCAAUGUGGCAACGUACCAUGUAGCGCCAUACUUAGUCGAUCUCUCUCUCGUAGCGUUUUGCCAGUCGACUUUGGUCAGGCUUGGCUUCCAUCAGCUAGGUUACCUUUUCAUACAGUCGGUCACUCUAAUGCCACGAUCUCUAAUUUGGGAGUCUGCAAGUUCUCUGGCCUUGAACGAGCCCUCAGCUUCUCUCCUAACCUUUACUUUAAUCCAACUGUCUCUGUUUGCCAGAGAAAAGAUUCAGCACAGUACAUGCAAAGUCUUCACAAACAACGUGUCGCUGAUGCUGAAUACCUUUUGCUGCCACAUUUGGAUGAGGAACGCCUGCUUGCUCUGGAUAGCCUCAUCGGGCUGAUGCGGUUACUGGGACCAAAGUACGUGACACGCAUGCGCGCUAAGUUCGUGGCAACCCUUAAGUAA
Messenger RNA from Protopolystoma xenopodis, 1338 nucleotides. Lineage: Eukaryota; Metazoa; Platyhelminthes; Monogenea; Polystomatidea; Polystomatidae. The record is from the annotation of a GenBank genome assembly.